AGCUAAAAAGGAUCGCAGAACUGGAACACGUGAAGAUAGAAGAAUACCAGUUCACAAAAGACUAAAAAUAGCUAACAAAUCGCAAUUGAAAGAAAAUGUUUGACAAGUGUAAUUUACACCUAAAGCCGGAAGCAUGAACACUAAAUUCUUGAUUAUAAUUGUAAUUAUAAUAAUUGUGAUGGUUAUAAUCAAUCUAUGAUACCCACAUCAUCGAUCAUUUGGAAUUGAGUGUUAAAAACAGCUGUCACCAAAGAAUCGAAAGCUCGGAGAAGAAGAAGCCAGGCCAAAAUAUUUCCUUCAUUUCACCGGACUCUGUAUCUCUCUCUCUAAUCAGAACCAAACACAAAGGGCGGAGAGAUCUCUCUGUGUCGCUCCAGUCUAGAAAUGAGCAAAGGACCUGUACUCUUCGCCGAUAUCGGCAAGAAAGCAAAAGAUCUGUUGACCAAGGAUUACAAUUCUGAUCAGAGACUUAGCGUCUCUACUUUCAGCGAUGCUGGAGUGGCCCUCACAUCAACAGCUGUGAAGAAAGGAGGGCUAUCAACUGGGGAUGUUGCUGCGCUCUACAUGUACAGGAACACUAUAUUUGAUGUUAAAAUUGACACAGAAUCCAAUAUAUCAACAACCUUGACAUUCACCGACUUCCUUCCGUCAACUAAGACCAUUGCUUCCAUCAAAUUUCCUGACUAUAACUCUGGCAAGUUGGAGGUUCAAUAUUUUCAUGAUCGUGCAAGUUUCACCACAGCUGUUGCUUUGAAUCAAUCUCCAGCAAUUGAUGUUACAGCCACCAUUGGUACCCCGACAAUUGCUUUUGGUGCAGAGGCAGGCUAUGAUGCUACUUUGGGUAGUUUCACGAAGUACACUGCUGGCAUUAGUGUGACCAAACCUGAUUCAUAUGCUUCGUUGAUUUUAGGUGACAAGGGAGAUUCUUUACGAGCAUCAUACGUGCAUCAUCUGGAUCUGCUGAAAAAGAGUGCUGUUGCUGGAGAGAUCACUAGAAGGUUUUCCACUAAUGAGAAUACUCUUACUAUUGGAGGGUCAUUUCCCGUUGAUCAGCUGACAUUGGUGAAAGCCAAGCUCAACAACCACGGGAAACUUGGGGCAUUGGUGCAACAUGAGGUCAUACCGAAGUCAGUGCUGACAAUCUCUAGUGAGGUUGAUACCAAGGCCUUGGACAAAAGUCCCAGGUUUGGGCUGGCAAUUGCUCUGAAGCCCUAAAGGUUCUCUGCCAGUUAUCUAAUCCUACUCUCGUUUUUUUUUUUUUUCUGGACGGCACUUGGAAAGGAGUGUUAAUAAGUAGCUCCACAUAAACAUAUUUCUAGGAAUAUGAUGGCUGAUGGAUGGAUUGAUUUGAUGUUUAGUUCCUUUAUUUUUAGGUUUUGGAGGCAUUUGUAGUCUGCUCUCUUCCGCAGAGAACUUUAAUUUUGGAUUGAUGGAGAUUUUUGCUAAUUGCAUUUAUGAUCCGUUUCUCAUAAUUCAGUGGAGGCUGGUCUCUAGGAGUGAUCCAGCUGCCAGCAUUUUAGUUGA
Populus euphratica (Euphrates poplar) is the source of this 1524-nucleotide messenger RNA. RefSeq names its product mitochondrial outer membrane protein porin 2-like. Gene Ontology annotation, cellular component: mitochondrial outer membrane. The coding region runs from base 385 to 1215 and encodes 276 amino acids. Gene Ontology annotation, molecular function: voltage-gated monoatomic anion channel activity. The transcript is spliced from 6 exons. The record is from RefSeq and is a predicted model, not a curated record. NCBI's taxonomy places the organism in Eukaryota, Viridiplantae, Streptophyta, Magnoliopsida, Malpighiales, Salicaceae. Gene Ontology annotation, biological process: monoatomic anion transmembrane transport.